This is a messenger RNA of Rattus norvegicus (Norway rat), 1272 nucleotides long. RefSeq names its product disks large homolog 5-like. Lineage: Eukaryota; Metazoa; Chordata; Mammalia; Rodentia; Muridae. The record is from RefSeq and is a predicted model, not a curated record.
AUGUCAGCAGUGUUGUGGUGACACCAACUGCCUGAGCGAUUUCCCUUCAGUUUCUAAUGGGUUCCCGAGGAGGCAUGUUCUCCAGGAUCCUCAGUCUCUUUCGGAGGGACAAUCAUAUCCAUGCAGAGACCAGACCAAGGCAGAGGGAGGCCAGCCCUCCAUCACGUUGGAGAAGAAGACGAAUGGAAAGGUCCUGGAGGAGGUCAAAGUUUGAUCAGAAGGCAUCAUCCCAACCCUCCACAACACCUGUUGAGGAGGAGAGAAUGAAGCGUCUGGAGAACCUCAAAAUUGCUCUCCACAAGAUGCAGAAGGAGAGAGAUGAACUCAGGAGAAUCCUGGCGGAUUACCCGGGAAAGAAUUUAAAUGACAGGAACAACUUUGAGUCCGAGAUGCUCACGAUGCAGCACGAGGAAGUGAUGACCGACAUGAAGAAAAUGAGCGAGCAGGUCAAUAGAGCUUUGGUCAAAUGUACACACCUCACACUGGAAAAUGACUGGUACUGCCGCAGCUUCUGCCCCCUCCUAACUGAGUUGUUUGAGCUGAAGAACAAUGCCCAGAGAGCACGGCAUGAGAACAGGGAGCUUCUAUGGGAACAGAUUGCACUGGAAGAGUCCAUUAAGGAAACAACAAGGAUCUGUGGGGAAGCCAGUAUGAAAAUCCGUGUAUCAAGCAGCCUCAGGUCUGAACACUGCAGCAGAAGCUUUCCCAGGGCACAGAGCAGGAUUACAGCUCUCAGAGACAGAACUGUCCACCAGGAGCACUGAGGGUGCAAAGAUUGACACCACCUCCCACAUCUCAGUCCUUGUAACCAUACCAAUCUUGGGCUAAAUUUGAAAGACCUUGAGAUGUGGCCUGGAACACGCCUCACGUUUAACCUUUUGACGACUUGUCCAUCAACAACCAACCACUCCGAGUGAGGCAGGUCUACAUUCAUCUUGAGGAGAUUUUUACCAUCUUACCUGCCGUUCUGCUGUGUUUGCAAGGCCAGCAACAGGCUGGAGUUAUAUGUUGAAGAAUCAGCAGGAAUUGAAUGCUGACUAAUUUACUUGUUAUAUUUGUUUUUAGUUUGAAGUUUGGUUUUAUGCAUUUGGUUUUAUUUGUUUACGUUUGAAGUUUUGUUAUUUAUUUGUUAACUUUAGUUUUUUAAUUAAUAUGCUAUAUUCUUAAGGCUAUAUACAUUGAACUCAUUGACUCCCCACUUUAAAAUGUUCUCGAAUAAAUUAAUUUUUGCCAAUAAAUAAAAAUGUGACCUUUAACCCUUCACUCACAAGA